GAGAAGGGUAGAGCAAUGGAGAAAAUGUCGGGGCUGGGCCACCUCUUCAUGACCAUCUUCCUCCAUACAUUCGCCACCUUCAUGGUGAUUCCCGCCAUCACGGAUGUCACAAUGGCGGCGCUUUGCCCCGGACAAGACGAAUGCUCUAUCGCCAUUUACACCUCCGGGUUACAACAUGCGAUAAUUGGGCUUGGAUCCCUAGUGACGAUGCCUCUCAUUGGUAAUCUCUCUGAUAAGUAUGGAAGGAAGGCGUUGCUGACAGUCCCCGUCACUCUAGCCAUAAUCCCAUUAGCCAUAUUGGCCUACAGCAGAAGCAGGAACUUCUUUUAUGCCUACUAUAUCCUCAAGAUUCUCACUGCCAUGUUUUGUGAAGGAAGUGUUCUUUGUCUCUCCCUUGCUUAUGUGGCAGACAAUUUUCCGGAAGGUAGACGAGCAUCGGCUUUCGGGAUUCUUUCCGGCGUCGGAUCAUGUGCUUUUGUCUGCGGAACUCUGUCUACUCGUUUUCUCUCUACUGCCUCAACUUUCCAGGUUGCGACGGCAAUGGCAAUGCUGGCAGCGGUUUACAUGAGGGUUUUCCUCCCUGAUUCGAUCGUAAACGACAAUCUUUCUAUUCCGAUUAUGUCGGAAGGAAAACUCAAAGGCAUUGUUAAUCAGGAUGUGGAGUCCGACAAGAAAGUGCAGACGUUUAAAACCAUGCCUUCAAUCGAGGAUAUGCAGGCCUUGUUGAAGACAAGCUCAACAUUUUCACAAGCCGCAAUUGUUUCAUUUUUCAGCAAUCUGGCUGAUGUCGGCCUCCAAGCUUCAUUGCUGUACUAUUUAAAGGCCAGGUUUCACUUCAACAAAAAUCAGUUUGCUGAUUUAAUGGUCAUUACUGGAGUUGCAGGGACCAUUUCCCAGCUCCUUCUCAUGCCCUUACUGGUUCCUGUUCUUGGUGAAGAGAAAUUGCUGGCCAUAGGGAUUUUCUUUAACUGUGCAAAUAUGAUCGUUUACAGCAUCGCAUGGUCUUUCUGGGUUCCUUAUGCAGCAGCUAUGUUUUCUUUGGUAUAUGUUUUUUCACAACCAUGUAUAAGGAGCAUCGUGUCUAAACAAGUCGGGCCCUGUGAGCAGGGGAAGGCUCAAGGGUUCAUAUCAGGCAUAGGCUCCUUUGCCAAUGUUGCUUCUCCCUUGGUUUUUUCCCCUCUAACAUCUUUGUUCCUGUCGGAUACAGCACCGUUUUAUUUCCCCGGUUUCAGUAUCAUGUGUGUCGGGUUUGCCUUGAUGAUAGCCUUUGUCCAGAGUCUAAUGAUAAGGGCCGUUCCCCCAAUUUCAAGCCAGAGAGUAGGCGACUGUCACUAAAUGGUGAUAAGCCAAGCAAGGUCUGAAUUAUGAUUUACUGGACUUUGCAUUAUACGUAUAUAUACACGUGUGUGCACGUAUUAAUACCCAGAAGAUAUGUUGAAGUACUACUUCUCGAGUCGAAACGGUGCCGAUCGGUGCUGCGGAAGGGAGCCUCCUCUCCGUGGUCCGAAAAGCAAAUGAAUUAUGAUCCAUUAUGUAGCAUGAGUGUCUUUAUCUGGUCUUAGAAUCUUGGAAUUAUGAUCCCUUGAGCUUUGUAAUAUAUGCCAGCUUUUAGUUAGCAGCUAGAGAGAAACAAGCAUGUUUGGUUGGCAUGAAGCUUUCCUGCAGGAGAAGUGCAAGAAA
Hibiscus syriacus is the source of this 1680-nucleotide messenger RNA. RefSeq names its product hippocampus abundant transcript-like protein 1. Gene Ontology annotation, molecular function: transmembrane transporter activity. The transcript is spliced from 12 exons. Bases 16 to 1335 code for a protein of 439 amino acids. NCBI's taxonomy places the organism in Eukaryota, Viridiplantae, Streptophyta, Magnoliopsida, Malvales, Malvaceae. Gene Ontology annotation, biological process: transmembrane transport. The record is from RefSeq and is a predicted model, not a curated record.